Thlaspi arvense is the source of this 480-nucleotide messenger RNA. The record is from the annotation of a GenBank genome assembly. NCBI's taxonomy places the organism in Eukaryota, Viridiplantae, Streptophyta, Magnoliopsida, Brassicales, Brassicaceae.
AUGAGACAAAAGGGUCACAGACACGGAGGAGUGUCGCCUUGUGCCGCUUGUAAGCUUCUCCGGCGAAAAUGUGUGAAAGAUUGCGUCUUUGCUCCAUAUUUUCCAGCCAAAGAGCCUUACAAGUUUGCCAUUGUCCACAAGAUUUUUGGUGCUAGUAAUGUCAAUAAGAUGUUGCAGAUGCUGUCGGAGAACCACCGGAGCGACGCCGUGAACUCGAUUGUGUACGAGGCCAACGCGAGGGUGCAGGAUCCUGUGUACGGAUGCGUAGGGACAAUUUCAUCAUUACACAGACAGCUCGAGACUCUCCAAACUCAGCUCGCUUUUGCUCAGGCCGAGUUGGUACACAUAAGGACGCUCCGUUGUAUUGACACCAAACCUGCACCGCACACAGCGAGUGCCGCUACUUAUCCGGCGAACAAAGACUUCUCCAGUGACGUCGACAUGGCUUCUGUGUAUGCCGGAGAGUCCCUUUGGUCGUAG